AGUUGUUUACAGUGUGGGUAUAGCAACGUGCUGGAACCUUCUCUCGGACAUGCCGGACCAGGUAGAUGAUUGUGUGCAGCAACGUUGGUGAAUGGAAUCGUAUUUUUGAUAAUUUGAUACUUUUUCGGUAGUCCUUACUUUAGGACGACUUUCACGUUAGAGAACUUACUCCUCAUUAGCUGCAAAAUGCUUGAUUGAUUCACAGAUUCAUUGAAGAGAGGGAACUGGAUUUACAGCAAUGUUGGACACAGAAUCAGACUUUGGUCUUCGAUGGCUCUUUAACCCAAACAGCUUUGAGUUCCUACCAAUUGAAGAACAACUCAAAAAGUACAAGAGCCGUGAUCUAGCAAAGGCAAAAACCUAUGCCACAGCCACAAAACUAUGGGGCCUUUCACGGAACCGAAAGAGGGUAUUCAUUGCCCCGCCAAUGGGCGAUCACCCUGGGAGGGAUGUCAGUGUCCGACUGGCCAAUGCUAGGUUAAAGCCCUUGGACACACCAAGCCCCCCUGCUAAGAACAAAGACUGGGCUUUGAGUGAGCUUGAAAAGAUCGCUGCCCACGACCAGGAAAUCGAGGAGAAAUCGAGCGAAUACAAGGCAUGGCUGGAAGACAGGAUGAAAUUGCGAGAUGGUUUGGAGAAUCUUGGAUUGAAUGAGGAAUGGUUGAGGCAUAAACCGGAUCCCAGUCCUUUGGAACGGAGGGUGGUGGAACGCAUGAGAGGAGAGCGACUUGGGAAACAUGCAAUAAACAAGGGUUUAACCCAAACACAGGAUAAUGAACUUCAGGAAGGGCAUGAUCCCACCAGCAUCAAGCUGGAAGUGCCAUCCAGCGAGCCAGUCAUGCCAGGCAUCAAACGGCCACCUCCUGAAGCCAUGGCUGUCAUCGCCAAGUACCUGACUGCCAAGCGACAGAGACUGAUUGACCUGUUUGCCCGGGCUGAUAAGGAUAAAAGCUGGACUCUUACCAGAGGGGAGUUUCAGCGAUGCAUCAAGGAGGCAGGCAUUCCAAUCUCCUCCCAACUCCUGUCGGAUCUUUUGGAGAGCUUGGAUCAGGAUUCCAAUGAUGUGAUUGACUACAGGGAAUUUGUACACGGGAUGAAAGACUUCAGAAUAGAUGAGAGGAAGAAAGUCUCUAUGGCUUUAAAUAAAGACAAACAGCCAGAUAGAGUGGCGGAUCUCAAAUCAGCGCUAAGUGCCACGUCCCCGUUGUCGGACCUGCGGCGUUCUGGCUCACAGCGCUCGGUGUCGGCAGUCUCGGGGGCCUCCUCGUCACAUUCACCCACCGAUGCGACCUCCAGGUCAUCCUCCCCAUUCCUGUUGCCCCCAGUAACCGAUCUGACAGAGCGGCGGGAGCUGGAGCCAGAUGAAAUGAUUGAGAAGAGAAAACGAGAGAGGCAUCUUGGCUCUUUGAUACAUAGGAAAAAGAAAGGCAAGAGUAAAGGGGUCGGUAAAGUUCGGUCAGGCAACCCGGCCAUAGACAGUCACAGCAUGCGGUCAACCAUCGGAGGAGAGACAGGGUCAGGCAUCAACCAGUACAGAGAGGCUAGACUCAAGGAAUACCAUGAUAUCUGCAAGCUGUGUGAGAAACAUGGUAUAGAUCUAACUCCACAGCUACUGGAACGAGCUCUACUGCACCCAGGUGACAAGCCCAUCAGUCGCAUCAGUUCCCGCAUCCGACAGCCAGGUACCCACACUCUCUCCCAGCACUUUGCUGACCCGCCAGUCCCCAGUGAGCCACCACCCAAGUACCAUGACCCCGACAAAGUCGUGGUGAGCCGCAGCGGGGAGCUGAUGAUGGAGGCCAAGCACGCAUAUCCGCAGGCCCAUGAGGUGCGGGCCGAGGCCGAGAUGGUGAGCCUGUCCAGCGGCAAGGCCUUUGUGAGUCGCAAGGUGGACUGCUGGAUGACAUUUGAGGAGUAUGACCGCCUUACCGGGCAUCUCGCCAAGCGCUACGUAACCGUCGAUGGAGCUGGGGUGGAUCCAAAUGUGUUCUGGCCUGGCCACCUACUGGACAAGCUUCAUUUGUGCAUGCCUGGCACAGACAGGCCUGACACAGAUAGCAUCUUCACCUCCACGCGAUCGACGACGCAAAGGGCCUACCCAGGCUACAACAAUGACCUCAGGUGGUGGCCAGUCAGCGAACAUGGUUACAUGAUGCCGGCCGAUUACGAGCAGAACAAAGUGUACAGUAUCGACCCGAAGUGAAAAGUUAGCCAAGAGAAACUAGUUUUACCCUUCAAGUACAGAUUUAUACCAUGACGACAUCAGUCAGGAUUCAUCAUAAAGUGCCUGGAUCCCUAGCCAAGGGUGUCUAUAUGUUGCUUUUAACCUCAGCCUGAAGAGCGCCCUCCUUCCUUUAAUUUUUCAUUUUUUAAUCAUCAGCUGAGAUUCUGGCAGUGUAGUUGCUUUUAUUUAAACCCUUGCCAUUGCCCUUUUUGUGUUUCACUGAACCUUAUUAGACAUUUUGGUAUUUCAACUGGUAUUUUGGUGCCUUUUCGGUUUUUAUGCAAAUGUAAAUUUCUGUAUGCAUUAACUAAAUGGUGAUGUCACGUCAUUCCAAGGACUAAACCUCAAUGGAAUGUUGGUAUUUCGUCGUAAAUUACAUGGCAGUGAGUCUUUCCUCAGAAAUGUUUCCAAUUAAUAGCAAAAUUUUCGGUUUGUGUUUGUGAUUUGAAUAGAAAGAAUAAAAAAUGCUGCAGUGUCUUCCUGAAUAGCAUCACAGCAACAGCGCCCUCUGUUAUCUGGAAAGGGAAA
Acanthaster planci (crown-of-thorns starfish) is the source of this 2752-nucleotide messenger RNA. RefSeq names its product EF-hand calcium binding domain 12 (gene efcab12). NCBI's taxonomy places the organism in Eukaryota, Metazoa, Echinodermata, Asteroidea, Valvatida, Acanthasteridae. Gene Ontology annotation, molecular function: calcium ion binding. The record is from RefSeq and is a predicted model, not a curated record.